AUGUUACCAAACAAUCCAAUAAUAAUUAAUGUCGUAAAUAGAAUUGUUGAUAAAAUUGGAGGAAAGAAAAGUUUUAUUAGUGCUCAUGCAAGGUUAGGAGAUGGCUAUUAUGCCAAGAAUCAAGACAAAAUAGUACAAGAACACAUCAAAAGAAUUCAAGAAGAUUUUAAAGAUAACAACAUCGGAAAUAACAAAAAUUAUUUACUACCCGUAAUAUUUUUGGCAACAGAUGUAAAUCGUAAUGACACUUCCCUCAAGCCUUUCUUUCAAGCUUUUCCACGUGUAUAUAUGUUAGAUGACUUUGCUGAUUUAUUGGAACCUUUGAAAUUUUUAAAAAAUCCCAAUGAUGGCAUGAUUAUGUAUGAAUAUUUAACACCCUUAGUAGAUUUGUUGGUAAUAUCAAGGGCGGGCGCAGGUAUUGGGGCUGGCAUAGCAGGCGGGCUUGGUGUUGAU
Racocetra fulgida is the source of this 453-nucleotide messenger RNA. The record is from the annotation of a GenBank genome assembly. NCBI's taxonomy places the organism in Eukaryota, Fungi, Glomeromycota, Glomeromycetes, Diversisporales, Gigasporaceae.